CUCUUCUGUCGGGAAACUGGUGUCUCUUCCCUUGCUGUUCCUCAGCCCCCUCUCUCCCCCUUGCUUUCUCACCUUCUCUGGGACCACUCACCCAAAGACCUCCCUUCUCCCCUGCCGGCCCAAUUAUGGCAGAGAAUGAUGUGGACAAUGAGCUCUUGGACUAUGAAGACGACGAGGUGGAGACAGCAGCAGGUGGAGAUGGGACGGAAGCUCCUGCCAAGAAAGACGUGAAGGGCUCCUACGUCUCCAUCCACAGCUCCGGCUUUCGAGACUUCCUGCUCAAGCCAGAGUUGCUCCGGGCCAUCGUGGACUGUGGCUUUGAGCAUCCAUCAGAGGUCCAGCAUGAAUGCAUCCCACAGGCCAUUCUGGGGAUGGAUGUCCUGUGCCAGGCCAAGUCAGGCAUGGGGAAGACAGCAGUGUUUGUCCUGGCCACACUGCAGCAGCUGGAGCCAAUCACUGGGCAGGUGUCUGUGCUGGUGAUGUGUCACACUAGGGAGUUGGCUUUUCAGAUCAGCAAGGAAUACGAGCGCUUCUCAAAGUACAUGCCGAAUGUCAAGGUGGCAGUGUUUUUUGGCGGUCUGUCUAUCAAGAAGGAUGAAGAGGUGCUGAAGAAGAACUGCCCACACAUCGUGGUGGGGACUCCUGGCCGAAUUCUAGCCCUGGCUCGAAAUAAGAGCCUGAACCUCAAGCACAUUAAACACUUUAUCUUGGACGAAUGUGACAAGAUGCUUGAACAGCUCGACAUGCGUCGGGAUGUCCAGGAAAUUUUUCGCAUGACCCCCCAUGAGAAGCAGGUCAUGAUGUUCAGUGCUACCUUGAGCAAAGAGAUCCGGCCAGUCUGCCGCAAGUUCAUGCAAGAUGUAAAUACCCUUCUACCUUCUCUCCCUCCACUCCCCGCCCGAUGCCUCCUCCCCCUCCUCGCCCUCUUCCUCAGACUCCCUUGUCCUUCAAGCACCAAGAAGGGAGCUUAUGUCCAUCUGGGAGUGACGACUCCUUGAAGAAAAACAGAGAGGCAGAGACAGUUAGCGAUAGGGGCUGUGCGCGUGCCAGGGACACUCCGGAAGACUUGGUCGGGCUAACGUGAGAGCGGGUAGCAUUUGACAUUUUUGAAUCACAUGUUUGAGCCUCUUCUCCCUACCCAGGGGUAGGGCAAGAUUUUGUGCCCUAUCGCCUGCCCAUCAACUCCACACACCCCACAGCCACACCCCCUCCAGGUGGCAUGGAGCCUUCAGCUGGAGCUUCUGUUCCCCGAAACUCAGACAUGUCAGUGGCAGGAGAGCAAGACAGGGACAGUCAGUCAAGUGGCAGGGCCUGUCCAGAAGAAGAACAGACAAACAGCACCAUAAACCCACCAGUCCCCACCUCCAAGGGCGGGGGCCUUUGGCACCUCAGCCCCGCAGCCCCCCACUCCUUCCUGUCCAUACCUCCUUGCACCCAUCGGAGCCUUGGUUGAUGAGAGCUGACAGCAGAGAAGCACUGAGGCACGACGGGAGAAUUCAGACCUACGAGCCGUGGAUGGCAGCAGCGGAGGCCACGGGGAGCCUGACCAGGAUGCUGAGGACCAAGCCAGCCUCUUUUCCUGUGCCCGGUUUUUUCCUGAACCUAAUGUGCUGUACCCCGUUUUCCCCAUACCUGUUGGGAGGGUGUCUUGAGUGGGGUGGUGGAUUUUUUUCCUUUUUGUUUUUUAUGAUGGGAAGAGACAAAAGACAAGUUGUACUGAGAUGUAACAAGUGGGUCUCGGUGCCGAGACUGAGCAGGGGGUGGGGUGUCCUUCCCUCCCUGACCCUUUCCUUCCCUUGAGAAGAUGCUUUGCUCUUGGGCCAGGCGAGGGGCUAGAAUUAGGAGGAGGCUGUGAGACUUUAUUUGGGGAGUUUCCUCGCCAGGCUGCUUUCUGGAAGAGACUUCUGUGACACCCACUUAGUCCCUUGCUCUAUGUGAACUGUCUCAGACAGGAUGGAGAGUGGGGAAAGUCUGUCCUGCAGUUAACUGGUGUCUGUCCAUUGUUGAUGUCCUUUUUCCCUUCAAGGGUUGGGGUGGGUGUACAGUUUUUGUAAAAUGUAAGGUCCAUUCCUUUCAAUUGUCCUUUUCCCUUUGAUGCAGAAACCUCUCUAUUAUUAGAUGUUCACAGAAAAAGAACAGGGCAGGGAAGCUGUAAAUCUCACAGCUGCUGGGAGGAGGGAGCAGGAGGAGAGGAGGAGAGAAGCCAUGCCCUUAGAGUCCAGGAAAGCGGACAUCUGCAGGGGUGAGGGCUCCAGAGAAAUGGAAGGUGCUGAGGGUCGGUCAGGAGUUAGAGCUCAGAAGGUGCAGGUUCUGUUGUGGGCUGUGGGAAAGAGCCUGUACUUCUGUUGGCCAGCACAGUGUGUUCAUCCCUCACCUCCCAAGUAUAGACGGUUUGACUCUGAAUUUAGAAAAAUCCCUUCUAAAGCUGAGUAGUGUGUUGAGUACAAGGUGUCUCACAGCUUGAGCAAUGUGUGCUUCUCUUUAAUAACUUCUACCUCAACCACCCGAGAGCUGGGAUCACAGCAUGCCACUAAGGCCCAGGUUUUGAAUGGCGUUUUUGGCUGUGUCCAUUGCAGCCUUCUGGUCUUGGACAUUUGCUGAAGUACAGAGAGGACAGUUGAGUGGGGCAGUCAGCCCUGGCCUGUUGUGGUGUCGAUGCCCAGGCCGGUUCACUGCUGCCUCUGCUGUGUGUUCUGACUAUGCUGUCCCCUGGAGUACCAUCUCCAUUGCUCACUCUCCCCUGGAGUACCAUCUCCAUAGCUAACUCUCCCCUGGAGUACCAUC
Cricetulus griseus (Chinese hamster) is the source of this 2784-nucleotide messenger RNA. NCBI's taxonomy places the organism in Eukaryota, Metazoa, Chordata, Mammalia, Rodentia, Cricetidae. The record is from RefSeq and is a predicted model, not a curated record.